AUGUCAGACAACUACGCUACGAAGGAAGAAAUCAGGGAGGUUUUUUCCAAGUUGCAACGAAUUCCAGCCAACAAGACGUGUUUUGACUGUCAGAACAAGAAUCCAACUUGGACUUCUGUUCCAUUUGGCAUAUUCUUAUGUUUGAAUUGUUCUUCGAUCCAUAGAAACCUAGGGGUUCAUAUUUCCUUUGUCAAGUCGUCAAGUUUGGAUAAAUGGACAAGAAUCCAACUAAGAGGCAUGAAGCAUGGUGGGAACCAGGCAAUAAAGGAAUACCUAAUCAAAAAUGGUGGCUCAACAAUUUUAAAUAUGGACUCGAAAAAUAAAUAUCAAUCCAAGCUAAUGGUAAGAUACAAAGAUGAGUUACUUAAAAAGGCCAAAAAGGAUGAACUUCAACAUCCAGAUCAUGUUACAACUGACGAAAAUUUAAUUGAUUUAUCUGCAAAUUCUCUCACUGAUUUGAAUAAUGGAAGCAAUUUAGAUCUUAAUAAUAGUGCGUCAAGUACUGACGAUUUCUUUUCCAACUUUGAAAAACCAAUUGUUUCCAAUUUUUCUACUCCAUCGUCAAGAUCUCCGACCCCUCAACCUUCAAUUGCAAAUAAGAAUAACAACAGCACUUCAAGUUUAUCUCUUAAAAAAAACAAUUCCAGCUCUAACAUAACCAGUAAACCAAUAACUACAACAUCCCGUCCAACGAUUCGUAGACAGGUCAUAAGAAAUUCUUCAACACCAAAUGCUACUAAAAAAACUAAUGUUAUAUCAUCCAGCAAUCUUAACCGUAAUAGAAAGCUCAAAUUAGGUGCUAAAAAGCUAUCCAAUAACGAAAUUAAUUUUGAUGAUGUUGAAAGAGCUGCUAAGAAAGAAGCAGAAGAAAUCUCUAAAUUAGGUUAUAAUCCAAACAACGAUUUGUAUAUAACUGAUUCACACUCACCCUCAUCAAAAUCAAAUGCCUUUGAUUCUAAAAAAGAAUAUUCUUCUUUUGGCAGCAAUAGUUUCAAAAGUAGUGAAACCACUAAUGAUUAUGGCAGCAAAAGCUACAGUAAUCCUUCGAAUUCCGUUGAUAAAGUUACACCAAAAUUUGCCAAAUUGGGUUUCGGUAUGACUGCAUCAAAUGUUACAUCAUCCCCUGAUAGUAGAAAUAAACCAAGCACCGACUCAGUUAAAUAUACAGGAGAUGUCAAGGAAAAAUAUGGGAAUCAAAGAGCCAUAUCUUCUGAUGAAUUCUUUGGCAGAAAAACAUUUGAUCCCGAACUACAACAAGAGGCUAAAACAAAAUUGCAAUCUUUCAACAAUGCGACUUCGAUUUCUUCUUCGUCAUAUUUCGGUGAAGAUGAAGAGCAAAAUAACUUUAAUAGAAAUGAUUACGGUGGUGUAGAGGCAACUGCAAGAGACAUUGCCAAUAGAUUUACAGGAAAUGCUAAUGAAGACAUUCAAGUGUUGAAGGAUGCUGCCGAACAGGCUACUCAGAAAUUAGCCGGUUAUUUACGUGAUUAUCUUCGUUAA
Molecule: messenger RNA, 1500 nt
Organism: Ascoidea rubescens DSM 1968
Lineage: Eukaryota; Fungi; Ascomycota; Saccharomycetes; Ascoideales; Ascoideaceae
Gene: GLO3
Product: ADP-ribosylation factor GTPase-activating protein
Exons: 1
Coding region: 1-1500 (499 amino acids)
Biological process (GO): COPI coating of Golgi vesicle
Molecular function (GO): GTPase activator activity
Source: RefSeq, a predicted model, not a curated record